Messenger RNA from Sander lucioperca (pikeperch), 1982 nucleotides. Its product is annotated as serine hydrolase-like protein. The transcript is spliced from 12 exons. The record is from RefSeq and is a predicted model, not a curated record. NCBI's taxonomy places the organism in Eukaryota, Metazoa, Chordata, Actinopteri, Perciformes, Percidae. The coding region runs from base 140 to 1126 and encodes 328 amino acids.
UCACGUGGUCUUUCAAGACCCGGAAAAACGGGAGUGACAUUCAAAGUCUGAAAACGUUGAUAACAUCCAUUGUUUAAGUUCGACGUUUUAAGAUAUUUUCUUACAUGUACAGGUUUUAAUAGCCUCGGUUGUCUCCAGUAUGUUGCAGGCUUUGAAAAGCGUCAGACACCUGCAGUCCAGUGCAAUGAAACAAGCAGUUUCAGAGCUUUGUGUCCCGGUCCCAUGGGGAGAGCUCAGAGGGAAAGUCUGGGGUCCUGAUCAUGGUCGUCCCGUGCUGUGCCUGCACGGCUGGGCUGACAACUGUGGUACAUUCAACACCCUCAUUCCCCUUCUACCCAAAGAGUUCAGAUAUGUGGCAGUGGAUCUGGCGGGUCACGGUCUGUCGUCACAUCGUAGUCCUGGAGAUUUCUACUCUUUUCCGGCGUAUGUGAUGGACGUACGCAGAGUUGUUGACGCUCUGGAGUGGAGCAAAUUCUCCAUCAUAGGCCACAGUAUGGGUGGUAACGUUGCUGGAAUGUUUGGUGCACUGUAUCCUGAGAUGGUGGAUGCUGUCGUACUGCUGGACUCAUAUGGAUUCUUCCCUACAGAUAAGAAAGAAAUGUUGAAAGUGAUGAGGCAGGGGAUGGAUCAGAUGGUUCAGUUUGAAAAAAUGACGGAAGAUAAGAAGAGAAGAGUUUACACUUAUGAAAAUGCAGUAGAGAGGCUGAUGGCUGCCAACCCGAUUCUGUCUGAACGGUCUGUGCACAUCCUUUUAGAGCGAGGUCUAGUUCAAGUUGAAGGAGGUGUGGCGUUUACCCGAGACCUCCGUAUUAAUCUGAAAAAUAUAACACGCAUCAGUUUGGAGCAGAGUCUGGAAUUGCAGUCGGGGAUUCAAGCCUCUGUUCUAGUUAUUCUAGCAGAGGACGGCUUUGAGAAAAUGUUUAGUGAACCAGAGCAAAAGAAAGUCACAUCAGCAAUUCUCCAGGCCUAUAGGGACAGAAAUCACGCGGUGGUGACGGUACCAGGUGAUCAUCACGUCCAUCUGAAUGAUCCUAAAGCUGUCGCUCCACUUGUGUCUGACUUCCUGCAGACCAAAGUGUUGACGCAGCCAGCCCGACAAACAGCUGAACGGACCUCGAAGUUAUAGCAAACACAAAAAACAUUGGAUUUGCCUUAAGUCAUAUUACAUUGCUGAUUUUAACAUAAAAUGUGUUUGUAUUCAUAUUGUACUGUUUACACUCACCUUGGUGCUAAAAACCUGUCAACCAGCUAUGUAAGCAUAACUCAUGUUACUUUUGCUGAACUCCUAAAUUAUUUAAUGCAUUUUAAUAGAUAUUUAAUAGCCGCUUCUCUUCAACUCCAGAUGGUCUGUAAAAUAGUGAAGGGUGGUGUUGGGUAAGCUGAAGAGACAAAUCAGCACAAAAAAAAGCCAAAUGAGCUGAGCAUGAUAGGAAGGACUCAGCCAGCCAGUGCCAGUGCCAGUGCCAUUAAGCUCACCAAGCUCCAUAACCACACAGACCUUUACACACAUCAUAUUGGUCCGUUACAACUCUACUCAGCCAGAGAUUUCACUGCUCUCAGUUGAGAUGGAUGGCAAAGCACUGCGGUGUUAGCCCAUAGCAGACCUUCCCAUUGCUCAUAGCUUAAUCCCGACAGAACACCACGGCGAUUUUCAGCCUGCUUGCAUGUUUUUUUUAGCUUCGCAUUGUUGAAACAGAGCAGCUAAUAUUGGUAGCGAGAGCAAGAAGUUAGCAGACUGCCAAGACUGCACCUUUCUCUCUGCUCUGCAUCAAGGGUGUGUCCCUAAAGCUCUGCCCUUGGUGAAACAGGGAGAUCAAAGGAGAGGACAGAAAGACCGCAAAACGCAGUAAAGAUUCACUGAGCUGAAAUGGAAACACUGCGCUUCAUUUUUAAGGAUUCUGUUAUUCUACAGUAUUAAAAACAAAACGAAUAUCUUAUUCCUACAAUAGAAAACCGAAUACCUACCCAACGAACAAAUAUCC